Molecule: messenger RNA, 825 nt
Organism: Pochonia chlamydosporia 170
Lineage: Eukaryota; Fungi; Ascomycota; Sordariomycetes; Hypocreales; Clavicipitaceae
Product: fumarylacetoacetate hydrolase domain-containing protein
Exons: 4
Coding region: 1-825 (274 amino acids)
Molecular function (GO): catalytic activity
Source: RefSeq, a predicted model, not a curated record
AUGUCUUCCUGGAAUCGUCUUAUUCGAUUCGUCAAAGACAACGGCGCGGAAAGCUUUGGCGAACCGUGUAUUGAGACUGACCAGCAACUCACGGAUCAGUUGGCAAAAAAUGAGCUUUGGGCGAUUGCGCUGAAUGGGCCUAGUGCCGUUGGUCCUCUGGUGCGCGGUGACAAGGUCCAUGUCCACGCUCUACGGGACAUUCUAAAGCCAAACGAUGUCCCUAUUGUGCGUUGCAUUGGCCUCAACUACAUGAAACACAUCCAAGAAGGCGGCCGAAAACCUCCUCCCUACCCAUCAGUGUUCCUGAAGCCGUCCACCACGAUUGCAGGUUUCGAUGAAGACAUACCCAUUCCCACAAUAGCCCAGGACGGGACAGUAGACUACGAAGGAGAGCUUGCAGUCGUCAUUGGAAAAACAGGCAAAGACAUCCCCAAGAGCUCUGCGCUAGAUUUCGUGGCUGGAUAUUGCGUUGCGAAUGACGUUUCUGCCCGCGGAUGGCAGAGGGAUCCUUCAAAAGCCGGCGUUGUCCCUCAAUGGUGCUUCAGUAAAGGCUUUGAUAAGUUUGCGCCCUUGGGUCCGAUGCUAGUUGCGCCGAGCUUGGUUGGUAAUGCAUCGGAUCUUCAUUUGCGAACUCUCGUUAAUGGUGAGGAGAGACAAAACACGAGUACUGGCGACUUGCUGUUUGGCGUAGAGGAGAUUGUGAGUUUCUGUAGCCAGGGGACAACUCUUGAAGCUGGGACUGUUAUUCUGACGGGGACGCCAUCUGGGGUGGCUAUGGGUAUGAAGGAGCCGAAAUAUUUGAAUGAUGGGGAUGUUGUUGAGUAG